AUGGCGAUCGUACUUCACUUCAUCCUACUUGUGACAGCGAUAGCCACAGCCGUGGAUGGUACCAUCAGAGAGGCUAAGACCACGAUGUUGAGGGUGGACGGUAACCUCGUGGAGAUACCACUCUCGCCCGGAGGGCCCUACAACACCAGUGGUGGUCCGAUCAUUGAUGAUCCCCGCGUUAUCAAUGUACACUUGGUUCCCCACACCCAUAACGACCCUGGAUGGUUGAAAACUGUGGACCAGUACUUCACUGGCACCUCAAACUCCAUCCAGAACGCUAACGUCGGGCUCAUACUAGAUUCGGUUAUCGCCGAACUACAACUGGACGAGAACAGAAAAUUCAUCUACGUCGAGAUAGCGUUCUUCACCCGAUGGUGGAGACGACAGUCCCGAGUCACUAAGAGAAUCGUGAGGCAGUUGGUGGCUGAAGGUCGACUCGAGUUCAUCAAUGCUGGUUGGGUGAUGAACGAUGAGGCUGGAACUCUGUACACUGAUAUCAUCGACCAACACACUGCAGGCGCAUUGAAAAUCGCUACGGAGUUCUCCACGGACGCCUCCCCUCGAGUGGGAUGGCAAAUAGAUCCCUUUGGUCACUCCAGUUUCCAGAAUAAAGCCUUUAGGGAGAUGUGCUUCGAUGGUUGGCUUGUUGGCCGAGCUGAUGCUUAA
Messenger RNA from Perkinsus marinus ATCC 50983, 666 nucleotides. RefSeq names its product lysosomal alpha-mannosidase, putative. Gene Ontology annotation, molecular function: alpha-mannosidase activity. Bases 1 to 666 code for a protein of 221 amino acids. The transcript is spliced from 6 exons. Gene Ontology annotation, biological process: mannose metabolic process. The record is from RefSeq and is a predicted model, not a curated record. Lineage: Eukaryota; Perkinsozoa; Perkinsida; Perkinsidae.